AGUGCCCCCAAACAGGCUGGAGUGAAACGAGCGGCUACGGCGGCGCCGGCUCGCACGCGCGCUGCGGCGGCUCCCUCCCAGCCUCCUCCUCUCCCCUCAGUCCCUUUCCCCUUCCCCACCCCGCCCCGCCGGGCCAGCGCGAGCCAUCGCCCGCCCUCGGCAAACCGCCCCCAACCGCCGCCCGCGCGCAGCGGGCUGGGCCCCUCGCUCCUCCCCUCAGGCCCACGGGCGCCGGGCGCUCUCCUCCUCGCGCCUCGCACUCUCGCACCUCGCGUGCACGCGGGUGAGCGGCGCCGCCAUGCGCGCCCAGUCCCAGGCUGCACACUGGCCUAGGCGCGGCGGCCCGAGAUAGGGUCCCCUGAGCCUCCCGGGGGAGGAGAGGAGCCAGCCGCGCGCUCCGCCCCCUCCCCCCGGGUUGCCGCCGCUACCGCCACCGCCACCUCGCCGCCCCAGCCUGGCGGGGAAGAGGAGGAGCAGUUGCAGGCCUCCGGGCCCCGGCACCGCCGCCCGCAGGGUAAUUCUGAUUCAUUGCAUCCUUGAAGAACAUCAAUAGAAGAGGGGGAAAAAAGAUGGGUGUGAAAACAUUUACUCACAGCUCCUCUUCCCACAGCCAGGAAAUGCUGGGAAAACUAAAUAUGCUACGAAAUGACGGACAUUUUUGUGAUAUCACUAUUCGUGUCCAGGACAGAAUCUUCCGGGCUCACAAGGUGGUACUAGCAGCUUGCAGUGAUUUCUUUCGAACCAAACUUGUGGGCCAAACAGAAGAUGAGAACAAAAAUGUGUUGGAUCUGCAUCAUGUUACAGUGACUGGCUUUAUACCUCUGCUGGAAUACGCUUACACAGCCACUCUGUCCAUUAACACGGAAAAUAUUAUUGAUGUUCUAGCAGCAGCCAGCUAUAUGCAAAUGUUUAGUGUUGCUAGUACAUGCUCAGAGUUCAUGAAAUCAAGUAUUUUGUGGAAUACACCUAAUAGCCAACCAGAAAAGGGUCUAGAUGCUGGACAAGAAAAUAGUUCCAACUGCAAUUUUACUUCUCGAGAUGGAAGCAUUUCUCCAGUGUCUUCCGAGUGCAGUGCUGUGGAAAGGACCAUUCCUGUCUGCCGAGAGUCCCGGAGAAAACGCAAAAGCUACAUUGUUAUGUCUCCUGAGAGCCCUGUAAAAUGUAGCACACAAACAAAUUCCCCCCAGGUACUGAAUUCUUCAGCUUCCUAUGCAGAAAAUAGAAAUCAGCCAGUUGAUUCUUCUUUAGCGUUUCCAUGGACUUUCCCUUUUGGAAUUGAUAGGAGGAUUCAGCCUGAGAAAGCAAAGCAGGCAGAAAAUACCCGGACUUUAGAGUUGCCUGGCCCAUCCGAGGCAGGUAGAAGGAUGGCUGACUAUGUGACUUGUGAGAGCACAAAAACUACCUUGCCUCUAGGUACAGAAGAAGAUGUCCGGGUCAAAGUAGAAAGAUUAAGUGAUGAGGAGGUUCAUGAGGAAGUGUCCCAGCCCGUUAGUGCAUCUCAGAGCUCACUGAGUGAUCAGCAGACGGUGCCUGGAAGUGAACCAGUUCAAGAGGACCUUCUGAUUAGUCCACAGUCUUCCUCUAUAGGCUCAGUGGAUGAAGGAGUCACUGAAGGAUUGCCUACACUUCAGAGCACUUCUAGCACCAAUGCUCAUGCAGAUGAGGAUGACAGAUUGGAAAAUGUUCAGUAUCCCUAUCAACUCUACAUUGCUCCUUCUACCAGCAGUACAGAACGACCAAGUCCAAAUGGUCCAGACAGACCUUUUCAGUGUCCAACCUGUGGGGUUCGCUUCACCCGUAUUCAGAAUCUAAAACAGCACAUGCUUAUCCACUCAGGAAUUAAACCAUUUCAGUGUGACUGCUGUGGAAAAAAGUUUACCAGGGCUUACUCGCUAAAGAUGCAUCGCCUAAAGCACGAAGGUAAACGCUGUUUCCGGUGCCAGAUAUGUAGUGCCACUUUCACUUCCUUCGGGGAGUAUAAACACCAUAUGAGGGUUUCCCGGCACAUUAUCCGCAAGCCUCGGAUUUACGAGUGCAAAACAUGUGGCGCCAUGUUCACCAACUCUGGAAAUUUAAUCGUGCACCUGAGGAGUCUGAACCAUGAAGCAUCAGAGCUAGCAAACUACUUCCAGAGCAGUGAUUUCUUAGUACCGGACUACUUAAACCAGGAGCAAGAAGAGACCCUUGUUCAGUAUGAUCUUGGAGAACAUACUUUUGAAAGCAACUCUUCUGUUCAAAUGCCUGUGAUUUCACAGGUCUCCUCAACCCAGAAUUGUGAAAGCACUUUUCCCCUGGGGUCUCUUGGUGGGCUUGCAGAAAAGGAGGAGGACCUGCAAGAGCAGCCAAAGACCAGUGCUCACGAUGAUGCUCCCAGAGAUGACCCCCCCAAGGCAGAGCUGUCUUCUAUAACUAUUGAGUGAUUCUGUGAUUGGCCUGGGUUUUGGGGUUUUUUUGUUUUGUUUUGUUUUUGUUUUUGUUUUGUUUUGUUUUUUUGGAAAGUGCCUGUGCUUGGUCUCAUAUGUUUAAAUUUAAUUUAAUUUUUUAAAAAAGGGUUCCCUUUGUAAGCUCUGAAACUAGAGGGUUCUUUGUUUUGUUUUUUUCAUAGCUGAGAGAUUGCUUUAGUAUGUAUACAAUAAGGUAACAUUGAAACAGAACAUAAACUUUAAGAGUAAGGAAAAGCAGCUGACUUAGAACAUGGCAGUUCUUCCUCCCAUUGUUAAAAGUGGGCAGCAGCAGAUACAAAAGAAGUCGGGUUGUUGUUGACCUUUCUGAGAUAAGAGGGCUAAUGAGAAGUUACUAAAGAGUUUGACAAAGCCUAAGGAAUGUUUACUCCUGGACACAGGGUGUUAGAAACCCUGUAGUUUUGGAAGAAUUUACGGUAUUUUUUUUUUUUUCAGAUGACGGUAAAUAACUUCUGAAUCCAGUAUAUUCUUUUUUUUUUUUUAAGCCAUUUUGGAUUUUCAUGGUGAAAAAUUAGUAUCAGGCAGGUAUUUCCUGUACCUUUAUAGUACUCCUCCAAAGGCUAGGUGUGGUUGAGAAGAGUCAGGCGUGCGUGGAAUGGCAGGGUGCAGAACGAGGUACGUAUACCCAGCUUUGCAGGAACUCUCUUCAGACUGUUUUUCUUACUGGCCAUUGACUGCUGACAUCUGGUUAACUAGGACAUUGCUCACAUAAGUGUCCUCGUGUCCCAUCAACAGCACUUUCACUUGCAUAUAUACUAUUGUGCUGCCAUAUAAAAGAAAAAUAUUGAAGAUAUUCUAUAUUUUAUAUAUAGGUUUAUGUAUUGUUGAGGAUGUCGAUGCUGUGCUGUUUUGGACAAAAUAAAAGAAUUCUGUUUUGAGGCUACAUUCUUAACCCAAUUAAGAUUGUUUACAAGAUCACAUUUGACAACAAUAUAAUGUUCUUAUUCCAAAAUAUUUUAAGGUAUUGCCAAGUUUGUUAAAAGCCGCUAUUACAUAGUUUUCACAGGAUGUGAGCAAUAAUGUGAAAGAUAAGAGGUGGUAAAAUGAUCAUCUAUGACUCAAAACUUAGAGGAGCGAUUGUUAAGACUAAGAUCUAAAAACUUUGCUACUCAGAUGAUAAAAUUUAUAUGAUACUCUAGAUUGGGAUAUACUUUUUUAUCUGCUGCCAUUAAAGCCUCUUUGAUCUGAAGUAUCCAUGAAUCAAUAAAUAAUGAACUUA
This is a messenger RNA of Rattus rattus (black rat), 3681 nucleotides long. It is a transcript of the gene Zbtb44, whose product is annotated as zinc finger and BTB domain containing 44. The transcript has 6 exons. Gene Ontology annotation, molecular function: protein binding. NCBI's taxonomy places the organism in Eukaryota, Metazoa, Chordata, Mammalia, Rodentia, Muridae. The coding region runs from base 570 to 2420 and encodes 616 amino acids. The record is from RefSeq and is a predicted model, not a curated record.